Molecule: messenger RNA, 2364 nt
Organism: Toxorhynchites rutilus septentrionalis
Lineage: Eukaryota; Metazoa; Arthropoda; Insecta; Diptera; Culicidae
Exons: 7
Coding region: 255-1895 (546 amino acids)
Source: RefSeq, a predicted model, not a curated record
AAUAUUUUGUUUCUAGACGUAGAUUUUGGAAAUGUCAACACAGUGCGAAGCUCAUGUGUUACGAUAUUUUCAGGCGUAGAAUUGUUUUCGCAAUUGCAAUUCGCAACAUUUCAUGUUUUACCUGUUUUUUAUCAGGUACUUUUUAAAUGUAGCGUCCACCCUCUACAUUCAUAAUCCUGUUGUUGUACAAAAUAGGUAAAUCAUGAAAACUUACUGCGGUGCAAUGAAAAACGGUGUCUAGGAACUGUUGUGCAAUGGGGAACUCCCAAAGCAGCAAAGUAAAUUCUGGUGAGGUCAGUGCUAGCCAAAUUUCUCCAUCAACUGGGACUGUUGAACCAAAUCCAUCUGGAACGUCUAAUACGCAUAAAGGAAUGAUUCGCACAGCAAGUGGUGCUGACCUGCAAGAUCGUUUUCAAACACAAUACCAUCCCGUAGAAAAAUUAGGGAAGAUUCUGGUGAAAAAAUGCGAAGAAGAACAUGGGGUCAGUGGAAUAACUGGAGACAUUUUUGCUAGAUACGUUUUUCCUAGGUUUCCGGAUUUGGGACUAAAACUAUUUAAAUACCUGCGACACAAUAGUCGGGCAAAGACGGAACAUUUAGGUUUGAUUGCAUUCAGACAGCAGUGCGAAAAAUUCUUAGCUAUUUUAGAUGACUCCGUUGUUUUGGAAAACUACGUAAAAAUGUUCGGGGAUCUCAAUGAAACAGAUUUGAUAAAACCUGAUAACUUCAAGGACUUGUUAAGGACUUGCUAUAAUCUUGCUAUGGCGCAUUAUCAAGAUGGCCCGCAAAGCUGUCUGCUGAUGAAUGAUGAUUUACAAUCGCUUAACCGUACCCUAGAUUCUGUCGUACAAUCGUGUUUCUUCACGAAAGAAUCACUCAGUUCGGGUUAUAUCUGCCGUUGGUUGGAAAAUAAUGUGCCACGUUUAGUACCCCCCAUACAUAAGUAUUGCGUACACGCUUUAAGUACUUCUCAUCGAACGAUUAUUGAUAAAAACAUGAAAAACAACAGUGAUACGGUUGUAUCAAUCAGUGCCAUAAAUGCUGGAGAAGCUAGCUAUGGUUUGGAAUUACAAACACCAAUAUUAGAGAAAGGAGUUCCGAAUUUCAACGGAAAUUCUUCAGCACAAACUGGCUCUAGUAAAUCAUUAUCCCAGGAGGAACGAGAUAAGUUGAACAUUCAACAGCCUCUCCUGCCAGUUUCGGAAGCUUGGUUAUUGGCUGGUGCGUUACCUCCCGUUUAUUCGAAGCCUCAAUCUGUUCAAUCUUCGCUAAAUUCAAGUUCUUCAAAUUUGGCGUCACAGGUAUUCAUGUCCAAAUUAUUAUCAAUGGUACCUUCGCAUUGGACAUUACUCUAUGACUCACGACUAGAUGGUGCCGGUACAAAUCGAUUUCUUCAUCAUGUAUUAGGGUAUCGUGGUCCAAAUCUGAUACUAUUUCGAUGUGACGAUGAUCUUCUUUUUGGUGUUGCCAAUCCAAAUGAGUGGCGUGAAACACAUCUUUACGUUGGUGAUGAGGACAGUUGCUGUCUACAGCUACUUCCAAAGUUUGUGUUGCUUGAAAAAAAACCCAAGAGUCUUUUUUUAAAUACUCAUAUUCGAGGAUACCCUAAGGGACUUCGGGCCGGAUCCGAUCCACGUAAACCAGUUUUGAUUGUAGAUGAACAUUUUGAAAAAUUGGAGCAUCGCGGACUGCAACACAAAAUACUAUCAAUUGAAGUUUGGGGUUGUGGAAAUCAACAACAACGUGAAAUUCAGUUGGACAUAAAGAAAUGGCAAAUCAAAGAAGCCGAACGUCAACGAACUGUUAAAAUGACGGCAGCAGAUUGGAUGGACCAUCCUGAUCGAUACUUACUAGAGCUUGGAGGACGCAAAAAUUAUAAUAAUUCUUCGUCAUAAUACAUCACAUACAUUUGACGAUUCUUCAUUUAAAAAUCGAGCGAAGUACCUAUCUUCGAACAUGUUUCAAUUAUUGUAAAAAGAUUAUUUUGUAUUAUUUUGAUUAUAUAAACGUUGGCAAUGAAAUACUGUACAGUUUUUGACAAAAUAACGAAUUCUUACUGGCACGUGUUCUAUUUCCUAUCAUCAGCAGAUCCAACCACAUCCAAUGUCUCUCUCAAAGUAAUGCCUAGAGAUUUUCGCGCGAUUGCCAAUCUGCAUAGUAGACGUAAGAUUACGUAUGGAUUUUUAUUGCAAGUUCAUUUUGAAUGUCAUAGAAAAAGAUACCGUAUCCGAUCACUCGUAGGAAUGACCUUGCCGUUUUCGACUUAAAUCGGGGGUGAGUUUGUGCAUUUCGAAACGAGUAACUCGUUUCGAGAUAAUUCAAACUCGAAUCGAAUUGAUUUUAGUAUUAUUGUUGAAUCGAUGA